AUGAACGCUAACAUUUUUCUAUUAUUAAAACAUGGUGGAGUGUUAAAAAUGGAUAAGUAUAUUACUAGUUAGCUUAAAAACGUAAUAAUAAUACAAAAUUCGAUUUAAAAUAAGUUGAAGUACCUUUGCUAUCUAUAUUAAUUUGGCUUCAUUAUUUUUUAAAAGCGAAAUUUAAAUUUAAAAUGAUUAUAUAUAGGUAGACCAUGUGGAAUUCUGAAGGAAAAACAUUGAAUGAAAAUAAUAGUGCACAUUGUAAAGCAAUAUUCAAACAAACUUUUAAAUUUACCAAAGAUAUACCAGAACAAAGAAUUUCACCAGAAGGAUUUUUAAUAAGAGACUGUGGUUGUGUUAUGAGAUUUUUACCUAAUUUAGAUAAUAAAUUAAAUAAGAAUAAGUUACAGCGCACAACUAUUAACAAGAAUMAAAAUCAAAAAAGCAGCAGUUAUACACACCAUCGUAAUAAUUUAAAUCACACAAAAGUUAUUUCAACAGAAAUGUAUCAAUCAACAUUUUGGAUGGAACCAAGAAUAGUUCCAGUUAAGUAUACAUCGGAACUAAAUUUCAACUUAGAAUCUCCCAUAAGAAAAUUUACAGAAACAAUUGAUUUACAGAUGAAAUUAGUUGCUUGCCCGUAUAUUCAACAAAUUGGAACUACAAAACGUUUUAAAACAUCAAUUGAGACAAAAAUCCAAUCAGAGUUUACACUACCAUUAGAUACUACUAGUUAACUUCAUAAUUACCAAUAGUAAACAAUAAACAGUAGAACUAGUUAUGAGUAAUCUAUAAGGGAUAUAUUAAACAUUAAUUUAAUCAAUAAUAAAUCGAAACAAUUAAGC
Diuraphis noxia (Russian wheat aphid) is the source of this 836-nucleotide messenger RNA. RefSeq lists its product as uncharacterized. The record is from RefSeq and is a predicted model, not a curated record. NCBI's taxonomy places the organism in Eukaryota, Metazoa, Arthropoda, Insecta, Hemiptera, Aphididae.